GAAACUUCUAAUACAAUUAAUUUGGGGUCAUCUAAUAAAGAUAAUACUCAUUUACCUCUUGAAUCGGAUGCUUUAGCUCUAGCUCUGUCUUCUCUAUCUUCUCCAUCCCCUAAAUCAAAAAUUAAAAAACAAAAAAAUGUUUUAAAUGAUAGCAAUAAAGA
Molecule: messenger RNA, 161 nt
Organism: Dentiscutata erythropus
Lineage: Eukaryota; Fungi; Glomeromycota; Glomeromycetes; Diversisporales; Gigasporaceae
Source: the annotation of a GenBank genome assembly